This is a messenger RNA of Ipomoea triloba (trilobed morning glory), 604 nucleotides long. RefSeq names its product NADH dehydrogenase [ubiquinone] iron-sulfur protein 5-B-like. The transcript is spliced from 2 exons. Gene Ontology annotation, biological process: mitochondrial respiratory chain complex I assembly. The record is from RefSeq and is a predicted model, not a curated record. Bases 93 to 347 code for a protein of 84 amino acids. NCBI's taxonomy places the organism in Eukaryota, Viridiplantae, Streptophyta, Magnoliopsida, Solanales, Convolvulaceae.
CCAUAAAACUCGUAUCCACUAGACAUCGGCAACCGUUGAACCGGUCGCAGUUUUUAUCACCAGCGAACAACGAAGAGUUGAGGUGACGGAGGAUGGCGUCGGGAUGGGGGAUAACGGGAAACAAAGGCCGCUGCUAUGAUUUCUGGAUGGACUUUAGUGAGUGCAUGUCUCGCUGCCGAGAGCCCAAGGACUGCGCUCUUCUCAGAGAAGAUUACCUGGAGUGCCUCCACCACUCCAAAGAGUACCAGCGCAGGAAUCGGAUCUACAAGGAAGAGCAGCGUCAACUAAGAGCGGCUACGCAUAAGGAAAAGGAAGGUGGACAUGGUGAUGGGGGAACGCAUCACUGAGUUAAUUUUUCAUUUUUGGCAGUUUUUAUGACCAUAAGCAUUUCGAGUUCUAUGAAAAUAAAGAAUUAACCAUCUGUAUUUCUGUGUGAACGGGAAUUGUGGAAGCCUGCCUUCCCUGCCCUUCUUGUAUUCAUUGGUAACAAGGAAUGAUGACAUCCAUUUUAAGCCUCCCAGUCUGCGGCAUACUGUGUGGCAGUGAUCUUCUGUUUUUACCUUCUCUUCUAAAUCAAUGAUCAUCAUGUUUUUCAGCAAUCUUC